GGCGUCGAGCCGGAGCAGCCGGCUCUGGACGACAACGGCGAGCCCGUCAGAGGCCUCAGCGACAUGUGGAGCGCCGGCGUGGUGCUGUACUUGCUGCUGGUGGGCCACAAUCCCUUCAACCAGGCGCUGAAGCAGCCCUCGCAGGAGCUGCAAGACCAGGAAGUCUUGCGACUCGUCGCGCUGGGAAACUACAACCGGCGCACAGAGAGAUGGCUUCAGCUCCACCCGGAUGCCCGUGACCUCAUUACCAAGCUCCUCCGCGUGCAGCCUGUGCAGAGGUCCUCUGCUACGGAUGCGUUGCAGUCGGCCUUCAUCACACGCAGAGCGGUGUUGGGCCGGGUGGCAGGCUACGGCGGCCACUCCACGGCAAUCUCGUCAUGCAUGGAGAGCGAGCCCUCCGUGUUCUUCCGGGGUUCCGUGGCGCCCUGGGCUGGACGGGAGCGCCGGUGGGCCCGGCUCGACGGCUUUCAGCGUCUUGCCUGGCUGGCGAUGGCGCGGGCGCUGUCUGAGCCGGAGUUGGAUCGCUCCGUCGUCCAAGGUGCAAUGGAGGGCAUGGAGCACGAGCGGCAGCGCCGGUCCAGCGAACCUCGCGAGGCUGGCUACCUCUGGCAGCUGGCGCGGGAGCUGGGCACAGCUCCGGUCUUCCAGUGGCUUCAGGAGCGAGGUGCCUGGCCCGACGCGCUCCGCUUGGCUUUCGCUUUCCUGGACGUCGACGGCGACGGGGUCCUGGGCCCACGGGACCUCCAGGCACACUGCACAGGUCCCCCGCGCCGGCGCGACAUGGAGCCCGCAGCCGCGGCUGCCGUGUCCAAGGCGGCGAUGCCGCCGGCAGCAGAGCUGGUGCGGACGUGGAUACAGCGGUGGGAACCCAAAGACAGGUCUUCCGACACUCCAGCAUCCAUCUCGCAAGCGGGCAUGAGGGAGGCACUCGUGUCCUCGUGCAGUGGUGACGAUUCCCUCUUCGGCGUCCUCGACGACAACGAGGACGAUGGAGCCGUGGGUGGUGAUACGGAAAUCGAGGGAGAG
Molecule: messenger RNA, 1026 nt
Organism: Symbiodinium necroappetens
Lineage: Eukaryota; Dinophyceae; Suessiales; Symbiodiniaceae
Source: the annotation of a GenBank genome assembly